Molecule: messenger RNA, 3731 nt
Organism: Sebastes umbrosus (honeycomb rockfish)
Lineage: Eukaryota; Metazoa; Chordata; Actinopteri; Perciformes; Sebastidae
Gene: slc38a12
Product: transmembrane protein 104
Exons: 10
Coding region: 302-1792 (496 amino acids)
Source: RefSeq, a predicted model, not a curated record
AUCCUCUUUCAAUAGUCCUUGGUUCAUGCGAGAGCAGGUCAGCUGGUUGGUUAGUUUACUGAGUCAGUUAGUUAUAAGUGUUAGAUCCUUAUUGGGUCGCGUUUUUCUACAAACUUUCGGUCCACACCGACUUCCCACCAACUAUCUAACAACGAAAACAGCUGAUGUUAGCUCUGUGGCUCAGCUCAUUCAACCAGCCAGCUAGAGAUCCACAUGACAGCUCGGAGCAUCCUGCUAGCCGAGCAGCUACAUUAGCAAGACACACUGGGAAGAAGUGAGGUGAGGACCAGUGUCAUCAACCAUGGCAGGUGGAAUUACAGAGAGUGGGGAACCCUACUCCCCAUUUGUGGGGCUGGUGUAUAUGUUCAAUCUGAUUGUGGGAACAGGAGCUCUGACGAUGCCCAAAGCCUUCGCUACAGCCGGCUGGGUGGUCAGCAUAGCGCUCAUCUCUUCUUUAGGAUUUAUGAGCUACAUGACCACCACGUUUGUGAUCGAGGCGAUGGCGGCGGCCAACGCUCAGCUGCGCUGGAAGAGGAGAGAGCAGGAAGAGGUCAAUGACAGCGACUCCACCUCUGAGUAUUCGGAUGAUGAUGUCAUGGUCCGAGGCCGAUCGGAGCCGGAGACGAAGCCCAUCUUGUCUGUCCGUAAGUGUCAGAGAUCAGGAGGUCACGUCGAUCAGUUCGACAUCGUGGAGCGGGUCGAGAUGGGUCAAAUGGCCUCCAUGUUCUUCAACAAAGUUGGCGUCAAUAUGUUCUACAUCUGCAUCAUAGUCUAUCUGUACGGAGACCUGGCCAUCUACGCAGCAGCUGUGCCUAUAUCACUGAUGGAAGUCGCCUGUGGAAACCACUCCUGCAGCGCUGGAAGUGUGAACUAUAACGAUACCGAUCCCUGCUGGGGAUCUGUGACGAGGAAAGAUGCGUACCGGGUGUUUCUGGGCGUCUUCGCUCUUCUCUUGGGGCCUUUCACAUUCUUCAACGCCCAGAAGACCAAAUAUCUUCAGAUCCUCACCUCACUCAUGCGCUGGAUUGCGUUCAGCAUGAUGAUCAUCUUGGCUCUUAUCCACAUUGGUAAAGACACCGGCGAGGGCCACCCACCAGUCGCCUCCUUAUCUGGGGUGCCCAACCUGUUUGGGGUGUGCGUCUACUCCUUCAUGUGUCAACACUCCCUGCCCUCCCUGGUGACGCCCAUCUCUGACAAAAAGCGUGUGGGCACCCUGGUGUUGGCGGACUACAUCCUGAUCUUGGGCUUCUACGUCCUGCUCUCAUUCACCGCGAUCUUCUGCUUUGACAGCUCACGGCUGCACGACAUGUACACCCUGAACUUCACCGACAACUGCAACGUGUUGAAUAUUCCGUUCCUGCGCUACUUCCUGGGCCUCUUCCCGGUUUUCACCAUCAGCACCAACUUCCCCAUCAUUGCCGUGACUCUUCGCAACAACUGGAAGACCCUAUUCUACCGGGACGGAGGCACCUACCCCUGGGUGGUGGACCGUGUUGUGUUUCCCCUCAUUACCCUGGUGCCCCCAAUCGUGGUGGCCUUCUGCACCAACAACUUGGAGUCCCUAGUGGGCAUUACAGGAGCCUAUGCUGGCACGGGCAUCCAGUACAUUAUCCCAGCCUGCCUUGUGUACUACGGUCGACGCCAUCUGGAGCCCGUGGUGGGCAGGGAUGCCAUCAACAAGCACAGGUCUCCCUUCCGCCACGCCUGCUGGGUGUGGUUUGUUUUGUUGUGGGCCGCCUCCUGCCUCAUGUUCGUCACAGCCAAUAUCAUCCUGACUGACAUCAAGAAAUGAGAACUCACUGUUCCAAGAACUUUCUAGAAAAAAAAAAAAGUAUAUCUGUUUGGCCAGUGUCUUUGUUCCUGUACACGAGGCCUUACUUGCUGCUGGUUGGACAGUGUGCCUUUUAAUGGGACUUUUGUUGCAUAUAUUAAAUGUAAUUAAGAGUAAUUUAUCAAAUUUGUUAAAAGGGACCAAAUGUCAAAUGUUUUUUUUCCGUUUCAAAAGCUGGAACAGUGCAUGACAACAAUGACAGGGAAUUGAAAAGAAUUUAUUAAAAGAAUGUUUUCUCAACAAACACCUAAUAGUCUGAGGUUUUCACGAGGAUUUGCACAAACAGAACUUUUUAAAAUCUAUCUUAAGAAGAAGAGUCAUACAAACUAUGUAAUGAUGGCUUGCUUGUUGAUUUCAGAAAGUAACAAACAUUAUCGGACGCAACCCUCGUUUGCGACGUUGGAAAGGUUUGGGGCUGGGGGUAUAGACGCUGUUCGACGAUCUGAAAAAACACUUUGUUUAAAGCAGAUUGGAGCCUUUAGCUUUCUGUGGGUUGUCCCAUCCUGUACUUCUUUACUUCCGAAACUAUAAAAAAGGCUGGAUGGUAAGAUGCAGAGGGAUCCUCUGGACCCUCAGGGCUGAAUGUUCCAAUAAAGAUAUAUUAAAGCAAUUGAAACAGCAGCGUAGUGACAAGAAAAAGAGCCUGCCACAUCCAGACUCGUGUUCUGUUGCUAAACCGCUCGCCGUCUACACAGCUUGAUAAUGAAAUUGGAACAGAAACCAACAGAAGAAGACAAACGAACGAAUCGGGGACCAUCAUUCUUUCUCGGCUGACGUGUAUCCAUUCCUCAGAGGCGGCUGCCUCCGAUCUCUUGGUCCCCCUUGUGAACAAUGAAGCUCCGUCAGUGACAGAUCCACUGAUAGAUAGGCUUCCAGGAAGAGCUCCAUCUCUGUUUAUCACCAGGCAGUCGCGCCUGUAGUUCACACACAGGGCAUGUCUCCCGUCUUUUACUGCUCAGCACCCGUUCAUGACUCUGUCAGCCUCGUACUGUAUCUAUCACACAGCCCAACACCUGACAGGAUAAUAGUGAUCUACAGUGGCCAAGAAGUGGAGGGUCGUGAGCCAAAUGUGACGACAGAGCUUCACACUGUACUGUAGUUUAGAAAUGCUGAGUUCACUGACACUUGGCAGCUUCCUGUCUGAGUUGUGCCUUUGUUAAUGGGCUUCAUCUUCUACCUGUCUCAUUUUGUCUUUCUCAUUAUCACAAUUCAUAAUCACAAGUGAGGGGUUGGUACAAAAAAAGUAGUAUUGUAGCUGUCGAGAAGUUACAUUGGAGGUGAAUGGAAAUGUGUUUGUGACGCUUAUGUUUCAAAAAUUCAGUAGCAGCAAGUCUUAGCGGAAAUGGUGUCCGUGUUCCUCUGGUGUCUUAGGGACUAUUUCUUCGGUAGGAAGUAGUUCCUCUGAAAACUAUUCAUUGUGUGGUUAUCCAGAGUAACAAUGGAAUUGUUUCUGGAAAGUAAUGUUGCUGUUGAAAGACCACAAACACAAAUUUAAAUCACCUCCAGAAAUCUCAGAGACGGAUAUCUCAAAACCUGGACAAAUAAAAUCAACUAGUCCACUGUUUGUUUGUUUUUGUAAUUUGGGUAAAAUUAGUUUUGGCUAGUGUUGCUGUAGGACUUCAGCAGUAUAGGAGACUAGAGCUGGGCGAUAUAUUGAAUCAUACUGUGGCCACAGAAAAUAUGAAUUUCUUUUUGACACAUUAAGUAAACAUAGUUUCAGUCAACAGUUUAAUGAAAUGCUGUGUCCCAUAUCACUCUGUUUGCUACUCGGUAUGCUAAAUUUUCUUUGUGAUAUUUUCUUUGAGUCUCCAAAUUAUAAGUGUGACUUUACGCUCUGUUUAGUGCCAUCGGAUAUUCCCACUAUGGAAUGAGAAAAAUCCGAUCCCAAAGCAUUUUUUGC